This is a messenger RNA of Phaedon cochleariae (mustard beetle), 27831 nucleotides long. Lineage: Eukaryota; Metazoa; Arthropoda; Insecta; Coleoptera; Chrysomelidae. The record is from the annotation of a GenBank genome assembly.
AACAAAGAUUAAAUGUUAAACUACCUUUCCGUCAAAGAAAAAACGAAUUUUUUUCUUCCGGCUGAUAUGGCCCCACACAUCAUUCUCGAGCCCCCUCUUCCCCGGUACGGCCCUGGCGAGUGAGUCUCCGCUCCGAAACAAGGCUAACUCGAUCGUCAGUGCGAGCCGGCUCUCUCACCUGUUGAAACAAACACCUGACUAUCGGUCGCACGGGACCACAAUUUAUUUUCUGCCGCCGCGCGUUCACCGAAUUUCGAGCGGUAAACAGAUCUGACGUCACUACUGACAGCUGACGGACUAUCGAAGUGUCAAGUGUCAAGUGAGCAACAGGUGGCUCGGUGCGAACGCGGUAGAAUUGAAGCGCCGAUAUGUCAUAUCAGUGAUUGGAUGGUGCCUAUAUUUUUCGACAGCUCGUGUGGAUUUUCUGUUCCUGAUUCAGUGAUUUCGUAUUGUUUACGUUCAACGUCGAGGAUAUUCGGAUAAAGUUGAUAAAUAUAAAUAGUUGGAAAAGGAAUAUUCUCAGAUAUAAUUAUGAACGUGAAAAAAUAAAUAUAUAUAGAAAGAAAUACAUUGAGAAUCCGCAUUCUCUAUGUGAUGAAAAUAUCAAUCCUUUCUCGGUUUAUUCAACAGAAAACAACAACUUUCCGGGCUAUACGCCACGACGAACAUUGAAUUACAUCUCUUGGACAUACACGAUGAAAAUUUGAAAACAAAAUGUUCUGAAGUAAAGAAUUGCAUUCUCCUUCAUAUACAGAUAUGACGUAAUAUCAUUCUGAAUAUUCAACUUCUUGGCUAUUUGCCAUGUCGAACAUUGAAUCAUAUCUGUUGAAUAUCUAAAAAGAGGAUUUCCAUUUUUUUUGCUCUCUUUUUGGAUGUUCAACAGAUAUAAUUCAAUGUUCGAUAAAUAAAUUGUCCAAUGAUGAAAAAAGGAAGGGCAAAUAAUUGUUCUAAAUGCGAUCCAGAAGAUAGGCGGAACAGGUGAAAUUUGUAACUUUAUAGUGAACGAAAUAUCUUGAUCUUGAUAAAUAAUGGUUUGUUCACAUUUUCAUCAUCAAAUUCUUGUUUUUCAGACACGAAUACACAAAAAUUCAGAAUUUCUUUCCACAUCCUGUAUGAUGAAUGUCAAUUUAUCAUACAUUUAAAAAAAAUACAGUUCAAAAAAAAUUUCGAAAUAUACAAACCAUCGCAUGAUGCAGGUUUACCGAAUCUUUAAUUAUUUAUUGAAUUAGAUAUUGCUAUUUACGAGGGUGUCAAUGUAGGUUUAUGAAAUAUUUCCAAAGAUUAUGAGAAUGUUUGAGAAUGUUUGAUACUUCUUGAGUAUUUAUGAGAAUAUACAGGGUCGGGUCAGAUUCGGUUAGGUAGGAAUUCAACAGAUUACAGAUGCUACGAUUUUGAGAUAGAAAUUUCCUAUAAACAUAUACGCGUGAGAGCCUGUUUUUCGAUAUACAGUCGGUAAAAUAUGUUUCUAUCUUUUUUGUGGUUUUCAAGUUUUGCCACUGAGUUUCAGUAACCCAUCUUAUAAAAGCUUUCGAAUCAUUCCAGGUAUAGUGUGUCCGAAAAAUAGAUAAAAAUAGAUAAAAAACGCCUCGUAGUCCUGAAUAUUGAUUUUUUCGAGUUUGAAAAUAGGUGUACCAAAUUCCGAUUCAUUAUUUUGAAAAUUGUAGGAAAACACGGAAAACACUUGAAAAAUCUCAAUCUUUGACAACUUGUGAAUAUAUGUUCAAAUGACAUUUUUAUCCUUAAAAUCUUAUUCUUCGAACUGUUGAAGUCCUGCUACAAAGCACUAAAUCACCCUGUACAUGACAUUAUCUCAAGAUCCUCCAGUUUUCAUAAGAAUUCAUGAGGAUUUAUGAGAAUUCAAUGAAAAUUCAUCAGGCAUUGAAGAUACAAAAACUGCACAGAAAAUCACAACGAUUUGUUCCUUGUCCCUAUGAGAUUUGUCGAUAUCAUUCUUGAUUCUUGAAAAAUAUAGGCACACCAUAAAAAGUGGUUCGAAAAGUGUUCAUCGAAGAGUGAUUAGUACACCGCGAAGUGAAACGACAAAAACCUAGUGAUUCCCCCACCAAUUCGAUAACCAUGUCGAUCUACCACUUCAUGAAAAACGACUCUCAACCGAGCCCAUCGAAGCGGUUGUUCGUGCAGGGCGCGAGGAGCGCAGGCGCACCCUCUAGGGAAUCCUCCCCCCUACCAGAAGACACCCUUGAAGCGGUAUACACGAAGAAAAAACUGUCCACCGAAGUGUUGGGCAGCUCCUUCGAAUCCACCAAGACCACCAAGAUGGGGCAGGACGGCAGAAGGAGGAUAACGACGAAGAUCGUGCGCAAAGUGACGACUUUGGCGCGUGGUGAAGAGCAGAAAAGGGCGGAAGGGUUGCUGAAGAAAGGGGAGGCGAAAAGGGUGGAGGCGGCCACGGAGGUGGCUAGGAACGUCGGCGCGAUCGAGCCCAAACGAGUCAAGAUAUCGGACAUCGUGGUCGGACAGGAACCCAACGUUUCGGCCAAGGACUACCUCCUCAGGUGGGCGCAGCGCACCACCAAUCGCUAUCCCGGGGUCAAAGUGCAGGACUUCAGCAAAUCGUGGCGCGACGGACUCGCUUUCAGCUCGAUCAUACACAGGAACAGGCCAGACCUGGUCGAUUUCAGACAGGCCAGGCAGCAGAGGCCUAGAGAGCGCAUGGAGCAUGCCUUCUACAUAGCCGAGAGGGAGUACGGAGUUACCAGAUUGCUGGAUCCAGAAGAUGUGGACACUCACAACCCGGACGAGAAGUCCCUCAUCACUUAUAUCUCGUCGUUGCACGAGGUCUUUCCAGAACCACCCGCCAUCCACCCGUUGUUUGACUCGGCCGCCCAGCAACGCGUGCAGGAGUACCGCGAGAUCGCCUCCUCGCUCCACAUGUGGAUCAGGGAAAAGUACUCGCUUAUGCAGGACCGCUCCUUCCCCGCCACCCUGAUCGAAAUGAAAAAACUGGCCGCCGAAUCGUCCCGUUUCCGCACCGACGAAGUCCCGCCCCGGCAACGGGACAAGAACUACUGCGCGCAGCUGUUCAAGGACCUCGAGCGGUACUUCGAGAGCGUGGGCGAAGUCGAGGUGGAGCCGGAGCUGCACUGGGACAACAUUGAUCGCGCGUGGCAGAAGCUGAUGGCGGCGCACCAGGACAGAGACAGGCACAUAGCCGAGGAGAUCAAGCGGUUGGAAAAGAUGCAAAGGCUGGCCGAGAAGGUUCACAGGGAAAUCAAGCAGACCGACGCGAACCUGGAUACCAUCGAGCAGGCGAUCGAAGGCGAGUCGCGCCGCCUCGACCGCCUCCACCCACUGGAGGCGAAGAAAAUGGCCGACCAGAUCGACCGGGAUUUGGCUCUCGCUGAGGGCAACGUCCAGUCGCUGAGGGCGGACGUAGGCGUUCUGAGGGCGGGAAGGUACCCGCAGGCGGGCGAGCUCGACAAGCGCGUGCUUAAGCUGCACGACAGGUGGGUGCACCUGCGGCACCUGUUGCACAACAAGAUCGUGGGGCCGCUGUCCAACAUGAGUUUCCCGGUGGAGGAGAGGACUGUCACCAAGCACAUCCGGACGGUCCAGGAGACCAGGAACGUCGAAACCAAUCCGCAUUUCAGAUCGUUGCAGGAGCACAUCGAGUGGUGCAAAAAUAAGUUGAAACAAUUGAAGAAGGCAGACUACGGCACCGAUUUGUCAUCCGUGCAGAACGAAAGGGACCUCCACCAUCGCGAGCACAAGCACAUCGACCAGUUCCACUCUAAAGUGGAGAGUUGCGUCAAGGCGCGCCAAUACUUCUCCGGCGAAGAACUGGCUCUCUACAAUCAGCACCUGGGCCAACUGCAAAAGGUGUACGCCGAACUGCUUUCUCUGAGUACCAGCAGGAUGACGGACCUCGAGACGCUGCUGGACUUCAUACAGUCCGCCACCAACGAGCUGCAGUGGCUGAACGAGAAAGAAGAGACGGAAGUGACGAGAGACUGGAGCGACACCAAGAUAGACGUGCGAGCCGUCGAGAAAUAUUUCGAGCAUCUCAUGAGCGAGCUGGAAAAACGCGAGAUCCAGUUCAACGCCGUCUUAGAGAGAGGAGAAUGCCUGGUGUUGCAAAACCAUCCGGCCACCAAGGCGAUCGAGGCCCACAUGGCGGCCAUGAACGCCCAAUGGGCGUGGAUACUGCAGCUCACCCAUUGCCUCGAGACGCACUUGCAGAACUCCAGGAACUACCAGAUGUUCUUCGGCGACAUCCAUACUGCCGAAGAGUGGAUCAAAGAGAAAGAAGAGGUCAUGAACGGCGACUUCAGCCAGGGCGAGUUCGGACUGGACGCGGGCGAACGCCUGCUGCAGCGCAUGCAGGCGCUCAGAGAGGAGCUGAGCGCGUUCGGCGAUCAGGUCCAAACGUUGGGAGAGAGAGCGCAGGACGUGGUGCCGUUGAAGCAGCGCAGGCAGCCGGUCACGAGGCCGACAGCCGUCACCGCCAUCUGCAAUUACAAGCAAAACAAUUUUGUAAUCGAGAAGAACAAGGAGUGCACUCUGACGGACACCUCGGGCCGCACCAAGUGGCGCGUCCACAACGCCAAGGGCGUGGAAUGCCAGGUGCCAGGCGUGUGUUUCGUGCUGCCGUCGCCCGACCAGGAGGCGUUGGACGCCGCUGAGCGCCUGCGCAGGCACUACGAUCGCUCGCUGGCGCUGUGGCAGAAGAAGCACCUGCGCAUGCGCCAGAACAUGAUCUUCGCCACGAUCAAGGUGGUCAGAGGUUGGGACCUGCCUCAGUUCAUUGCCAUCGGUGCCGAACAAAGGAACGCUAUUCGAAGGGCCCUAAACGAGGACGCAGAUAAAUUGAUGGCCGAAGGAGAUCCUACUGAUCCGCAGCUCAGGAGAUUGAGAAGGGAGAUGGACGAGGUGAACAGACUGUUCGACGAGUUCGAGAAACGGGCAAGGGCCGAAGAGGAGAGCAAGAACCAAACGAGAGUAUUCAACAGCCAAAUCGCCCGCUUGCAAACGGCUCUGGACGAGGCGGAGCGCGUCAUCAACCAGCGCGUUCUCUCCCCGCUGCCGAGAGACGUUGACGCGCUGCAGCAUCUCGUGCUCGAGCACAAAGAAUUCGAAGCAAGGCUGCAGAAUUUGGAGCCGGAAAUCGAGCAGGUCAAGGAUACGUUCAGGUCGAUCACGCUCAAGACUCCGCAGCACAAGAAGGACCUCGAGAAGGUCCUCGACAAGUGGAAGCACAUCCUCAACACCAGCGACAUCUACGUGGAGCGUCUCAAAUGCAUCGAGAUCGUCCUCACGGGCAUGGAAGACGCCUCUCAAGUGCUCGCCGAGUUCGAGAACAAGAUGGCGCUGUUCGACGACCUGCCCGCCACCGCCGAAGGCCUGGAGGCGGUGCACGAUGAUCUGCUGAAGCUGGAGUCGGCAGUGGGGCAGCAGCAGAUCGCCAUGGACCAGCUCAAUGACGAUUUCGACAAUGCGAGGAGGUUGACUGAGAGGUCAAGGACGGGUCAGCGGGGGCAGCAUUCUGACGUGGAGCGGUUGGACAAGGAGGUGCAGAAGCUCAACGCCAGGUGGAGCAACGUCUGCGCCCAGCUGGCCGAUAGGCUGAGGGGUUGCAAACAGGCGUACGACUUGUUGAAGAACUACGGACAUGCUAAGGAGAUCGAGGAUUCUUGGUUGGACGAGCAGUAUGGGAAGCUGGAAAACCUGCAGCCUAUCAAGGAGAGAGCCAAAGAGCAUCUGGACGCGACAAGGAACUUGCUGAACAGCGUCGUGGAACGCACCCCCAAAAUCGAGCAAGUCAACAUCAACGGAGGUAGAUUCAUAAGAGAGGGGAAGAUAUGGACGAAGGCGGGCCAGAAGUUCCGCGAGGCGCUGCUGGCGGAUCAGCCGUCGCUCGACGGCGACGCCGCAUUCAGAUCAGGCGCCGCGACGCCCUCGGGCGCAGACGUGGUGGCUCGCGAGCUGGACGACUUCAACGAGCGGUAUCGCCACCUGGUGGACUUUUUAUAUGGGAGGAUGAAGGAGAUCGCAGGCAGGUGCAAGGGAGACAUCGUCACGCUGCGACUGGUUGAGAAAAUGCAACCGCAGCCAUUCCGGACUUUCAGAUCAGAAUUCCACAUGAGCAGUGCCAGUGAACUGACCUCAACAUACACUACCACCACUCAUUACAGUAAACAGUAUGUCCAAACGACGAAAACUUCGCGAUCAGAAAACGGCACCACCAUCAAAAUAGCCGACGAUCAGAACAGCAACAACCGCUUCCCCGACGAAGUAGACAAAAGCCUUAACGGUCGACCACCCGACAAACAUACCACCCUCACCCACAUCAUCCAAGAGCCACAGCCUUGGUCGAACACCCUACAAUUCACCGAAAUCAAAUCCCUCAAGAGGGUGCACAAAGUACACGAAGGGAUCGGCACUGAGAACGUAAUCGACAGUCCCGGAAUUCUCAACCCCUACAACGGUAAGAUAAUGACCAUAAGGGAAGCCAUCUCCGAGAGGAUAUUGGACGUGAGAAGUGGAAAGGUGGUCAUCUCUUCUGACGGUUCUCAAGCUACCAUAGACGAAGCGCAGAGGGCAGGCAUGAUGGAGGCUAAAAUAGCGGAAAGGCUGCAAAGCCCCUGCGGGAUAGAAGAAGACGGGCGAGAUCUGACGCUCCUAGAAGCCAUCCAGCGGGAAAUAUACGAGGCCGAGCACGGGUUCUCGGACCCUUCGGAGAAACGCGUCAAGGUAAACCAUUCGACAAGCAUCAGUCAAGCCAUAGAUGACGGCAGGGUCGAUGUGAAAUACGGCACUUACACGCUUGACGACGGGGAAACCAUCGACCUCAAGGAGGCGUACAGAAGAGGCUACCUUCUUCAGCACACGGAAGUCAAAUUGCAAACGGGCGCCGUACCGCUGUCGGACGCGAUAAACCAAGGCUUGAUCGAUGACAAAACCGGCUGGAUCGUGGACAGGAACUCGGGCAACAAGUACCAAAUCGACGCCGCGGUCAAAUUCAACGUCAUCGACGGUGAUAUCCGCGAAAUCGUCGACCCCAAGACCGAUCACAAAGUGACGGUCGUGCACGCCUUGGAGAAGAACCUCAUCAACCCAAAGCUCGGCAAAUUCAUACUCGGGCAUGAUAAACUGAGCUUCCUCGAAGCCAAGCGACGAUUGCUCAUCGUCAAACCCAAAUCUCUCAAAGAAGUCGUCGAUGACAACGCGAUAGACGAUACCGGUAAAAUUCUCUCCCCGCUCCACCAGACGAACUUGACUCUUUUGGAAGCCGCAAAUCGCGGCGUCCUUGAUUUAGACUCGACUAAAACUAUUUUAGACCACCGGACGAACGACUACAUCACCUUGGCCGAGGCUCUGAAAGAGGGCAUAGUAACGGCCGACAGCAAGUUCAGGAACUCGGUCACCAACGAGGUAAUCACGGUUCAAGAAGCUGUCGGCAGGGGCUACAUAAUUUCCGUGACAAGGAAGUCGAUAUUCGACGUGGACGGGUUCCAGCCGCCCGACAAGUCUGACCAUAUCAGCUUCAACGCCGCCUACGCUAAAGGCUACAUCAGCAAAAACCAGAACGGGAGUCUUUUGGUUAACACGACCAGCGGUAAGUUGGUUCCGUUCACGGAGGGUGUUAGCUCGGGAGAGGUGAAACCAGAAGUAUUAGAUAAUCUCACGCGCCCCAUAGGCAUCGUGGAGAACCAGCGGGAGCUGACCUUGCUGGAAGCCGUUUUCCGGGGUCACAUAGACCCGAAAACCGGCAACAUCGUUGACCUGAACACCAACAAAAUCGUCUACCUCAACGAGGCCAUCGCACAGCACAUAAUAACGCCAGUAGGUGCCGCCUUACUGAACAGUCUACUCAAUCUGAAUGUUUCCACUAAAGUCACGCGUACGCUCGUCCAACGAUACGUCACGGUUACCAGCAAAGAUGUGCCGCAAGAGGUCAUUACGUACACGGAAGCUCUGAGGUUGGGAUCGAUCAAUAACGAGCGGCAAACGUACACAGAUCCCUUGACCAAAGAGAACAUUCCCAUCGUCCAGGCAAUAAGUCAAGGUAAGCUGGUGCCUGACAAAGAGAGUUCCGAAAAAGUACUCUUAUCGGUCGCAUCGAAAAUUUCUCACCCAUCAGUGUCUGACGAUUUUAUUAGAAACGAAAAGAAAUACGUUGAGAAGGUGCCUAGCGAAGGAUGGUCGCUGACAAAUGCUAUCGACAGGAAACUAUUCGAUCCUGUGACGGGGUUGUUUAUCAUCCAUGGCACGGAUCGUUUGGUCAGUUUCCAAGAAUGUAUCGCCUUGAAGCUCAUCGAUUCUACAUCGGUGACUGUGUUUGACCCAAAUACAAAACGCAAAAUCAGUAUUACAAGAGCUUUCGACAAGAGACUGAUAGAUGCGACCGGGCACUAUGUAAUCAACGGUGAGAAGCUCACGUUGCAGGAUGCCAUAAAGCAGGGAUAUGUUUCGUUAGAAGACAAAAUGGAAGUCGACGAACCAGUCCAGCUAGAAUCAGGAGUUGUAUACGAUCCGAAAUCGAAUAUGGCUACACUUUCCCAAGCCUCAGAUCUCGGCAAUGCAGUCCUAAAUGAAAAAGUAUCGCCUGAUUCAGUCAAAGUAAAGGAUCCCGUUUCAGGUAAAAGCAUCCCCUUGAUCGAAGCCAUUGAACGCAACAUCAUCAAUCCGAGCGAUGAAACUUACAGAGAUAAGUCCGGUAAUCUUAUUUCUCUGCAAGAUGCUGCUAAAGCUGGGAUUGUUACAGUUGUUGGAGCUCCAGUGCUCGCUACAAAAGCUGUCAUAAAUAUAGUGAAAACAAUGUUUGUUGUCGAUUCGAAAACAGGACAACAAAUACCUGUAGAAGUUGCUCUAAAACAUGGACUGAUCGAUCAAAACACCUACGAAGCUCUACAAGAACAAAGUCCAGAUCAUGUACCACACAGCAACGCUACAAUGACAACACAAACACACAGUGUCUUACAAAUCAAAGAUCCCCAAACUGGGCAUUACCACAGCGCAGAAGAGGCUCUGGCGCGAGGCAUGGUCACACCUCAGCAACUAGAGGAACUAGUACCACAGAAACCAGAAACAUCCAAAAUCAAAACGCUCAGUACAGCUUCUAUUAGCUUAGACGAUACCAGUGCCCUUUCGGAAGCUGAUAAGACCAGAGCAAGAAUAACUAUCGAACCGACGUACAAAGUGAAAAUAGGCAGAGCGCAAUCUCUGAGUCCCGAAAGAGAAGCGAAGCGGGUAGUGCUACAGAAGCUGAGGCGAAAAAUCGUGAAGCCCAAGGAAGCUCUGCAAACGGGUAUGAUCGAUCUGGAAACGGCCCAAAUCCUAGAAAAAAAAGAGCUUUUCACCUCCGCGGAAGGCGACAAACUCACUCUGCAAGAAGCUCUGGAAGCACACCAACUGGAUGGCAAACAAGGAAAAAUCGUUGAUCCCCAACGAGGAGACAUGCUGACGAUUAACGAAGCCAUCAGCAGAGGCAUUUUGGAUCCUGAUGGUACGAACGAACUACUGGUGCCUUUGAAUCGAAGCCUUUCGAUUCCCGAACUGCUCAAACAGGGUCUAAUCGACCCGGAAAGCCAUAAGGUGGUGCACCCAGAAACCGGAGCCCAUUUGAGCAUAAGCGAAGCUAUAGUCUGUGAUAUUAUCGACCCUCUCAGUACUUUGACGGAAAAGUCUGGAGACAAAGUGACUUUGGGUCGAGCUCUAGAGACUGGAGUGGUCGAUGACGAAAAGUCGAUUGUGGAGACUGAUAGAGGUAGCUUAGAUUUACAGGAAGCAGUGAAAGACAAGAUAUUCGACGAGACAGUGCCUGUGGGACCGAUGGAUUUGCCUCCUGCUGGCAUGACCUUCCCCAUUGCUGUGAAAAGAGGGCUAGUGAAUACAGAAACUAAAGUGAUUACAAAUCCUGUCACGAACGAAACCAUUCCAUUAAGCGUUGCUAUCGAAGACAAUUUUAUUAUGACCCUACCAUUCCCGACUAGUCCUCAAUCGAUAAGUAUCGACAAUGCUUUAGAGUCCAACUUGAUUGACGCUGAAAAAGCUACUUUUACAGAUCCCAAGACAGGCGAGGUGUACCCAGUGUCUGAAGCGGUGGAAAAUGGUUUGCUGGUACUCAAAGAACCACAAAGUGUCUCCUUUACAAGCUCAACUCCAAUCACAACUCUCACAGAAACCAUCAACACAAUUCACACCGUCACGACUACCACUAUGGAAAUUUUAUCGGGAUACGCCUUGUUGAAUAAAAAAGAAGUUCAAAAUCUCGAAACUGGUCAGAUUAUGUCAAUAGAAGAAGCUCGGCUGCAAGGCAUCGUCAGAGACGUCAACGAAACCAAAAACAAAACCAUAGUGAAAGACAUCAAGAUGAGCUUUUCGGAUGCCUUGAACAGGGGCUUGGUGGACAUGAACGCUGGUAUAUUCACGGAUCCUAGUUCCGGUGAGAAAGUGACGAUCCAACAAGCUCUUCAGGAAGGUAAACUGUCUGCUGUACCAGAAGUGACUCAGCACACGACACAGAAGACUACGGAACUUGAUAUCGCGGAAGCUUUCGAAACUAUUUACGAUGAGAAGACAAGCACUUUCAGCGAUCCUUCAGAUGACAACAAACAGCUGACGUUCAAAGAAGCUGUGGAACGAGAAAUAAUCGAUCCCAACAGUAUGGUGUACGAUGUCACUUCUCACAAACCUGUAACGGUUGAACAAGCGCUAGGUAAGGGCCUACUGGACCCGAAAACUGGUAAGGUUAAAGAUCAGAAAUCUGGGAAAGCUAUCGAUUUCAAAGAGGCUACAAAGAAAGGGUUGAUUGCCGUAUUGGGAGGCUUAGCGGCACCUGUGGUACUGCCAGUGCUUGCUGGAGCUGCUGCGAUCAAAUCUAUUAAAGACUACGCUGAAACUAGAAAACAAAGUUCCUCUGAAAGCACGAGUGUCCUCACAACAGAUAUCUCGCAGAAGAAUUUGAAACCUAUUCCCAAACCUGUUGAUUCUGUAGACAGGCCCGAAGAUCUAAUUUAUACAAAGAGAAAUUUGAAACCUGUCAGCAAAGCUAGCGAUGAUGAAAUAAAAGAGGAAAUAACCGUCAUUAUAGACGAGCCGGAUAAUGUGAUGAUAAUGCCACUGGGAGAUGCCAUUACACAAAACAAAAUCGAACCGAAAAUUUGCCGGAUCCUACGCAACAACAAAGAGUUAUCUUUCACCGUCCAAGACGGUUUGGACCAGAACAAAAUCAGUCCUCUCGAUGAGGUUCGGAUCAUUUCCAAUCAUCAAGUCGUAUUCACCGAAGAAUACCCGACAGCCUUGUUGGCCAUUUCGAAGUACAUAACCGCACAAAAAUUGCUCGAGCUAGGCUUAUACGACCCGAGAGCUCGCAUGUUCGUCAACCCACAAACCGGCAAUCACAUAACCUUCGAAGAGCUGGUUUACGGCUUGAGAGUUUUCGACCCCGACUCUAUCUUAGUGAAAGACUCGACUAAGAAACCAGCAAUUUAUAUCACGCUAGAGGAGGCUUUGAAUAGACCUUUGAUAGAUAAGAACACCGGGUAUAUGGUAGACCCGAAGACAGGCAAGAAGGUGCCCUUCUUCGAAGCUGUCAAGAUGAGGUGGAUCAUACACGUGAACGAUAAGCCGAAAGAGAAGUAUCAACCGUUGACCUUACAAGAAAUCGUAGAAACUGAGGAGUUCGAUCCUGUGGAUGUUACCGUCACCGUGGACGGUAAGACCUUACCGCUCAUCAAAGCUAUCACUUCGAAUUUGGUAGAUGGCAAAUCUAUAACCAUUAGGGACCCUAAGAACAUGCAGCUAGUGCCUUACUACGAGGCAGUAGACAGAUCUAUAGUGGAUCCUCAGAGGGGGUUAGUGGUCAACACGGCUACCCAACAAACAAUCCUGUUUCCCGAAGCAUUCGUGAGAGGCUUCGUUCUCGCCAUGCCAAGACCGAUAUCUCUUUCUGCUGUCAUCCACAAAGGCAUUUACGAUCCUGAGUCAUGUAGUAUCAAAGAUCCGUUGACUAAAACACAGUUGAGCAUUGCCGAAGCUGUCGAUAGACAAAUCCUUGACGAUAAAAUAAGCGAAGUGAAGGACGUGAAGGCUGAUGCUUUCGUGUCCCUAGACGAGGCACUCAAGCAAGGACUCGUAGAUUCUCAAAGCGGUAAACUAAAGGACACUAAAUCAGGAGAGCUUGUGCCGUUGCACAGAGCUUUAGAUCUCCAGCUCAUCCAGACUAGACCGGUCGUGUUCAGCUUAUUGCAAGCAGUCAUCCAGAAUUACUACUCUGCCUGUACGGGUUUGAUUUUGAAUCCGAUAACCGGAGAUGAGAUAACGCUGCAGAAGGCGAUCGAUUAUAAACUAGUCGAUCCUGUACCGACGAGAAUCAAGGAUGACAGGCGUGGACGUAUUGUCGAGCUCAAAGAAGCAGUCAUUACCAACCUAGUUGACGCCGAGAAAGGUGUCUUGACUAACCCCUUACUGCCUCUAGAUCAAGCUUAUCUGAGAGGUUAUAUACUCAGUACAGUUCUGCCAUGGUCUCUACAGGAAACGCUAGCUCAAAAAGUGUAUGAUCCGAAAACUGGACUGUUUACCGUCAACAACACGAAUGUAACGCUAGUUCAAGCUAUUGAUGGUGGAGUAGUGAACCCUAACGUGCUAACUGUCAAAAAUCCCGAUACCGGCGACAUCAUAACUCUAAACGACGCCAUACAACUCAACCUAAUCGAUCCCGUCAAAGGACAAGCUCUCGAUCCACAAAACAACUCCGAAAUGAACCUAUAUGAGGCCUACGACAAAGGUCUAGUCGUUCCGUACAAAAACCAGAUAACCCUUCCCGAAGCCGUUUUCAAAGGCUUCUACGAUCCGGCCACUGGUAAAUUCAUAAACCCCCAGAAUAAGGAAAGACUAAAGGCUUCGAGCGCCAUCAAUCGCGGCUAUGUCGACGUUUCGUCUACUUUGGUCACCAUCGACGAGGAAAUCGUCACUUUCGAGCAAGCCAUGAUCGACGGCAUCAUCGACACCAACGAAGGCAUGCUGUUGAGCUAUAACGAACCGGUCGACUUCAACGAGGCCUUCGAACGAGGUUUGCUAGUCGAAGUGAGGCCGCCCAUACCUCUGAGCGAAGCCAUCGCCAAAGGUAUCUACGACGAGGAGUCUCAGCUGUUCUUGGACCCGCAGACCGGUCAAUACCUCACCCUCAUCGAGGCCAUAGAGAUCAAUCUGAUCGAUGCCGAGUCGGUUAGUGUCAAAGACACUCGUAUCGGCAUAUGGCGUAAGAUACCGCUGGUUGAUGCCAUUCACAACAACUACGUUGACGGUAACACGGGGUUGGUGAAAGAUUUCUCCAAGGGCGAGGCUUACGAGGUGACUUUGCAGAAAGCUUUCACGCUGGGGAUCCUGGUGGACAACAAGGCUGCGGUGUCUUUGCAGAGGGCGAUACACCAGGGUCUGUACGACGAGAAUACCGGUAAAAUACUGGAUCCUAAUACCGAGCGGAAGGUGACUUUACACGAGGCCAUACGCAAUUUCAAUGUGAACCCGCUGCUACCUUGCUACUUCAAUAGAAGAGAAGGUAGGCUUUACAACCUGACGGAGACGUGCCGGCAAGGCAUCAUCGAUAAAUGCAACGGGACGUUCAGAGAGCCGCAUAGCGACAAAAGCAUCAAGCUAUCGGAAGCGAUGAGUUCGGGGCUGAUAGUGGACAUUGAAUCCGCCAAUUUCGGUUUAUACGAAGCUCUAGAAAUGGGUCUAUUUGUGCCAGAGGAAGGCGUCUUUGUACACCCGGCUAGCGGCCGGAAAUAUAACCUCAAAGAUGCUUGCGAGAACGAACUGAUCAACCCUGUCACGUCGCUAGUCAGGAACAGCAAGCAAAACAAAUACGUACAACUACCUGUCGCUAUCGAGACCGGGCUCAUAGACGACCAACUAGGCCUUUACGUUUAUCCUCAUGGCAAAACCGUCGAUUUGAUGGAAGCUAAGAACAAGGGUUUGAUAGUCACUUCUCGCUCACCUCUCUCUUUGGAAGAGGCGAUUAGGAACGUGCUGUACAGGCCGGACUCCGGUAAAGUAGUGGACCCAGUUACAGGGGAAUUCUACGAUUUGUCUCAGGCAAUCUCCAAAGGUUUCAUCGAACCACAAACGACUGCUUUGAAGGACAUGACGAACAACUCGGUCAAAUCGCUCUUGAUGGCUAUCCAAGAACAUAAUAUCGAUGUCGAGAAGGGUAGAGUUCUGGAUUCGAAGUCCAAGAAGACGUAUAACCUUGACGAGGCUUUCAGGAAGGGUCUGUUGGUUACUGUGGACAAACCUCUCAUUGAGGAGUUCGAGCAGAGAGCGGUUGUAGAUUCAAUGGCGGCGCCUAAACAGACUCGCGAAUGUAGCUUAGAGGAAGCCAUCAAGUUCGAACUGAUCGAUCCAGAGGUGGCGGUAGUCAAGGACUUCCAAACCGGGCUAUUCAAAACGGUUGCUAACGCAAUCGCCGACAAACAACUCGACAUGACGAAAUUAGUGGUGUUCGAUUCGUCUUCGAGCAAAGUAAAAUCUCUCGUGGUCACUUUUGAUCAAGGCGUGCUGGUCUACUUGAAGGAACCUCAGACGUUCAUUCAAGCCAUCGAAAAUAACUGUUUAGACAUCGCGACGGGUAAGUUUUCUGUUCCGCAAUCCGAUCAGGUUUUGACGUUGAAGGAAUCGUUCACCCUUGGUUUCAUCGAUCCAGACACGGCGCUCAUCAAAGACUCCAACAAAAAGAAAUUGAUCAAGCUUCCCGAAGGCUUUAGAAAGGGCCUCAUAGAUUCCGAGAAGGGUAACGUCUUGGACAGCAGUACCUCGAAACUUUAUAGUUUGUCUGCCGCUUUGGACAGCGGCUUGCUAGCCACUACUAAUAGAAGCUUCACUUUGAUCGAAGCUGUUGUUUAUGGUCUGUAUAAUCCCACUACUGGGUGUUUCAACGAUCCCUUCGUCACUACUAGCAUCAUCGACAGGAGGAAGAUCACGCUGUCGGAGGCCAUUUCGGAAAACUUGAUUGAUCCGAGUAGUACUGUCGUUAAAGACACAGAGAAUGGUUUGAUAGUGCCUCUGUUGCAGUCAAUAGAUGCUGGGCUGGUUGAUGCUGUGGCUGGGAAGCUGCAGGAUAAAAAUGACAAUAAGUAUAUAGAUCUAGCGAGGGCGCUCGAGAGGGGGUUGAUUUUGCCAGCCGAGGAACGGCAAGCCGUAGAGGAGAAGUAUAAGCUUUGCGACGACACCUUGUCGAAGCUGCUGCACUGGAUAGGACAGGUCGAAGACCGUAUCGCCUCUCAGGACGUCAUCCACGAGGUGGAGGAGGAGCUCAGGAACCAGAUCAACAUCAUGAAGCAGGUCAAAGACGAUCUCGACCAGCAUGCCGGUCCUGUGGCCCAUUGCGGAGAGCAAGUCAGACAGUUGGUAUUAACUGCAGGUGACAUCCUGUCGAAAAGCGAAGUGUCCGCCCUGGAAAAGUCCGGUCGAAACCUGAAAUCUCGCUACGAGAAAUCCGUAGACAGAACAGACAAACUUCUGCGACGCCUUCUAGCCGCCAGGGAAGAACUGGGCAAGCUGCGCGGCGAGCUCGCCUCCUUUUCGGGAUGGCUCGCGCAGUCGCGCCGCGUGCUCGAGGACAAAGAGCGCUCGCUGAGCGACCUGGACAGGUUGGGCGCGAGCGCCGACAGCACGCGUGAGUUCGUGAGCGACGUGAUCGCUCACCAGGCCGAUUUGCGGUUCAUCACGAUGUCGGCGCAGAAGUUCGUCGACGAAGGGAAGGAAUACCUCAACAUCCUCAACGACUUCCGCACCACGCUGCCGUCUCGGCUGCCGCACGUCGAGCCGCUGUCGACGCAAGACUCGCCGGUGCGAAGCGAGGUGUCGCUGGUGACGCAACAGUACAGGGACCUGUUGCACCGCGCCAACAAUCUGGCCGAUCGGCUGUCUGGUGUCGGCGGACGCCAGCGGGAGAUGUCUGACGCCAUCGACAAAGCCAGGUCCUGGCUGAGAGAUGCUGAAACGAGGGCGAACCAUCUACUGAACGAACCAAUCGCUGGGGAUCCCAAGACGAUAGAAGAUCAGCUCAUCAAUGCCAAAACUCUGAAUAACGAGUUUGUGGCAAAUGGAAGGCUCAUUGAUAAUGCCAAACAGUGUGCUGGUGACUUACUAAGAUCGCUCGAAGGCCAAAUUUCUCCCUCGGAAAUGACCAAACUAGAAGAGCCCGUCAAGAACCUAGAAAACAAAUACAACCAACUAAGCAGCGCCAUAGCGAACAGGUGUCAAGAACUCGAUACUGCCUUGGUGCAAUCGCAAGGCGUCCAAGACGCCUUGGACAGCAUCAUAGACUGGUUGAACCAAGCCGAAAACCAGUUCAAAAACAUUCAGAAGCCAGCCUCGCUGUUGAAGGAGCGCCUAGAAGAACAGCUGCGUGAACACCGAGUGUUCCAGUCUGAUAUCGACACUCACAUAUCCUCAAUCGAUUCUAUUUACAUGUCCGCCAACGAACUGAUAGUUUCAACUAGCAAUGCCAGAGUGGCGAAAAAAAUUGAAGGCAAGCUGAACGACGUCAGGAACAGGUUCGAAAAGCUGUUCGAUAGAGCUCAAAAACGUGGCGUCUUUUUGGAGGAAACCAACCAAGACUUGACGGUAUUCAACAACCAAGCGACCAAGUUCGAAGACUGGUACAACAGCGUCAUGGAAAUCAUCGAAUCCAAAGACAUGGGAAAAUUCCCCGCUGAAGAGUACUCCAACCAGAUGAAGAAGAUAGCAGCCAACAGAGACGAUAACCGCCACAUGUACGAAGAAACCAUCAAGAUAGGCAAAGAGCUGCUCAACAAGAGAGACGUUACCGAUACCGCUAAUGUCAGGGACCGCGUCAAACUUCUAGAGAACCGCUGGAAAGAACUGGAGAGCUUGCUGGAAGAGAAAGCUCGACUUUCAAAACUCAGAGCCGAGCACUUCAAUUCCUACGAAAGCUUGAGAGUGCAAGUCAACGAUUGGCUGACCAAAACCGAAAACAGAGUCUCGCGACUGGACAUCGUCGCAGUACACCUGGAGACCCUCAAGCGCCAAAACGAAGAACUCAAGCCGAUCGCCAAAGACUACAAAGACUUCGCCAUCACCAUCGAUAAGAUCAACGACGUCGGUAGCAUGUACGAUAAUAUCCUACGAGGGGACAGACCAGAGUCGCCUUCCAGACGCAAAGUCUACAGUCCCAUCAAGAGAACCACGCCCACAUCCGGGCGACUCUCGUCCCAAGAUACCAGGUCACCUUCGCCCACCAAAAUGUCUCCCGGAGGAUCCAGCGGUUUCUCUUCGCGCAGAUCCAGCCAGGACGGUUUCCAUUUGGAGGAAAUGUCGCCGGUGCAACAGCAACUGUCAGAAAUUAACAACAGGUACUCGAUGCUCGGCGUCAAAAUCAACGAUAGGCAAUCGGAGAUCGAAUCGAUCCGCGAGGAAGUGAGAAAGCAGCUGGACAACCUGAGAAGUCUGAGCGCCUUCUUGGACAAGGUCCAACGGCAGCUGCCCAAGGACUCGGUGCCGAAUACCAAAGACGAGGCCGACAAGCUGAACAAGCAGAUCAAGCAAGUCUUGGAGGAGAUGUACGAGAAGCAGUCGCUGUUGGACUCUACGAAAAUGCAGGUCACGGACUUGUUGAAGCGCAAAGCCGGUGCCAUAGGAGCCGACAACCUCAACGACGAACUAGAAGACGUGGCUUCGCACUGGAAGAGCUUGAACGACCACCUCAAGACCAAAAUCAAGUUCAUGGAGAACAUGAAAGAGUUCCACGACACGCACGACUCGCUAGCUUCCUGGCUAUCUGCCAAAGAACGCAUGUUGACAGUUCUAGGACCCAUUUCCAGCGACUCUCGCAUGGUGCAGUCUCAGGUGCAACAAGUUCAGGUGCUGAGAGAGGAGUUCCGCACGCAGCAGCCGCAGCUGCAGCACUUCAUCCACAUCGGCGAUGACGUUCUUGGUUUUCUGGACGUCAAGUCUCCUGAUCACACGAAGAUCAACAACAAACUGACGGCGGUACAGCAGAAAUGGGCCGAUAUCCUGGGCAAGCUUGAAGAACGAGCAGACUCGCUGGGAGCAGCCGCAGACACUAGCAGAGAAUUUGAUGCGCAGCUUACCAGGCUUCGUGACGCCUUGCAAGGCAUUUCUGACAACCUAGACGACUUGCCUCUGGAUAAGGAUCCUGAAGAACAGCUGCGUAAGGUUGAGAACCUAGAGAGACAGUUGGAGGGUCAGAGACCACUGUUGGCCGACUUGGAAGCUAAUGGCGCUCAGCUCUGCGACGUUCUGAGCGAUCCUGCAUCUAGAGCCGACAUUCAAGCCAAGCUGGCUUCUGUAGGUCGUCAGUACAACGCCUUGCAAAGGAAACUGGACCACAAGAAGGCCGAAAUCGAAGGAUCGCUACGUGACGGUAGACAGUUCGAAGAAUCUUGCGCCAAAACGCUUGGAUGGCUGUCCGAAGAGCUGGGAUCCUUGACGGAAAAGUUCCUCAUCUCUGCUAACAAAGACGUCUUGGAGCAGCAGCUGUCGCAGCACGAACCUAUCUACAGGGACGUGCUUGCUAGGGAACACGAGGUUAUCAUGCUGCUGAAUAAGGGCAGAGAUAUUCUAAUCAGAAGCAACAAAGCGGAUACCAGGUCGUUGCAGAGAGACGUCGACAAGAUCAGCCAAAACUGGGAGAAACUACGCAAGGAAACGGUCGAUAGAUACACGCGGCUGCAAACCUGCAAAGAGCAUUGCCGGAAAUACUACAAGUCGCUAGAAAGCUUCCUGCCUUGGCUGAGGCAAGCAGAAGAUAAGCUGGAAACUUUCAGACCAUCUACGUUCCACCGCAAGCACAUUGAGAAACAACUAAAGGAGUUGCAGGCCUUCCGCAACGAGGUAUGGAAGAAAUCCGGGGAUUACGAGAGCACCAAGUCUCUGGGAGACACCUUCUUGUCUGCCUGCGAUAUCGACAAAGACGAUGUCAAGAACGAACUAGCCGAUCUCAAAGACAGGUGGGACAAGCUUAACAACGACUUGAUCUUGAAAACGCAAGCGCUUGAAGACCAAGCCAGAAAGCUAACUAACUUCAACGAGAACCUCAGAGAUUUGCAACACAGCUUGGAACGCUGCGAAGAUAGACUAGCCUCCCACGACGCUCUAGGUGGGGCAGCUAGAGACCCCAAACUGCUCGACAGAAUCAAAGCUCUCAGGGAAGAGACGCUGAAGCUGAAAAAACCGCUACAACUGGUCAGGCAGCAGGCUAACGACCUAAGCAACGAAGCUUUCGAAAGCGGGUUCGACGCUGGCUAUUUGGUGGACGAUGUCGACAGUCUAGGUGAUCGAAUCGACGAGCUGGCUAGCAAACUGGACGAUCGCUGCUCGGACUUGCAAUCGGCCGCUACGGCUGUCACGCAGUUCAACGAUCAAGUCAAGGGAAUUUCUCAGGAUCUGUCUGCUCUAGAGUCCGAAUUGGAUCACAUGAAACCUGCUGGUCGCGAUAUGAAGACCGUUCGCGAGCAAAUAGACGAAGUCAAUAGGUACCUCAGCAAACUGAACAAAGCUACCGACGAUCUGACAGAAGCUAUACACUCAGGAGAAAGGCUGGUCGAUAGCGGUUUCGCUCCUGAUACUGCCCAGACGAGGCAACAAGUCGAUAAUUUGAAGAAGCAGCUAGGAAAGCUAGAUGACCGCGCCCAUAACAGGGAGAAAGACCUGGAUAACACUCUCAAGAAACUAGAAGGCUUCUACUUGGCUCAAGCCAGCAUCCUUGACGAUAUUCAAGACGCUUCAGGCGAGUUACGUAAACUCAAACCUGUAGGCUCCGACAUAGACCAGAUCAGAGCACAACAGAAAGACUUCAAGAAAUUCAGGGAGGCCACUGUCGAGCCUUUGGGUAAAAACAUCGACGAAAUCAACAAAAUCGGGCAGGGGCUUAUCCAGUCUGCCGCCCCAGGAGUCAACACGGCUGCGCUCGAGAAAGACCUAGAAAAAAUGAACACGCUGUGGAACGAUCUCAAAGCGAGGAUCAACGAUCGCGAAAGGAAGCUGGACAUCGGCUUGCUGCAAUCCGGCAAAUUCCAGGAAGCCCUAGACGGCUUGGCCAAGUGGUUGACAGACACCGAAGACUUAGUGGCCAAUCAAAAGCCGCCAUCUGCCGACUACAAAGUGGUCAAGGCUCAGUUGCAGGAGCAAAAGUUCCUGAAGAAGAUGUUGUUGGACCGUCAAGGUUCCAUGUCGUCUCUCUUCAGCAUGGGCAACGAUAUUGCCAAAGAGGCCGAUCCAUCUGAACGCAAAGCCAUCGAAAAACAAUUGAAAGAGCUCAUCGGGCGCUUCGACGCUUUGUCAGAAGGUGCUCAGCAACGCACCAUGGACCUGGAACAAGCAAUGAGGGUAGCAAAGUCCUACCAAGAUAAAUUGGUGCCCUUGCAAGAAUGGUUGGACUAUUCCGAGAAGAAAAUCAAAGACAUGGAGAUCGUCCCAACUGAUGAGGAGAAGAUUCAGCAGAGGAUACGGGAGCACGGAGUGCUCCAUAACGACAUCCUCAACAAGAAACCUGAUUUCAGAGAGCUGACGGAAAUAGCAUCGAACCUCAUGUCACUGGUUGGUGAAGACGAAGCUUCAGGACUAGCAGACAACCUACAAGCAGUUACUGACAGAUACGGUGACUUGGUGGAAGCCAGCGAAAACCUAGGACAGCUGUUGACUGCUUCGCGUCAAGGCCUCAGGCAUCUCGUGCUCACCUAUCAAGACCUCGCAGCCUGGAUGGACCAAAUGGAGCAAAGACUGGCUCGCUACAAGGUGCUAGCCGUUCACAACGACAAGCUGCUGGAGCAGAUGGACGACCUCACGAACCUCUCAGAGGACAUCGCUGGUCGUCAGAAUGACGUAGACGGUACCGUAGACGCGGGAGUAGAACUCAUGAGGCACAUCUCUUCCGACGAGGCUUUACAGCUCAAAGACAAGCUCGAUUCGCUGCAGCGCAGGUACAAUGACUUGACCACCAGAGCGGCAGACUUGCUCAAACACGCCGAAACUAUGCUUCCGCUGGUGCAAAAGUUCCACGACAACCACAACAGACUAGUAGAGUGGAUGCAAGGCGCUGAAUCCAUCUUACAGUCCGCAGAUCCUCACGAGGGCGACAUCGCCCGAUUAGAAAUCGAUCUGCAAGAGUUGAGGCCGGUGCUGGAGACGAUCAACGUGUUGGGGCCUCAGCUGUGCCAAGCUAGCCCCGGAGAGGGCGCUUCUACCAUCGAAGGCUUAGUAACGAGGGACAAUAGGAGAUUCGACGCUAUCGCAGAGCAAAUACAAAGACGGGCGGAGAGGAUCCAUCUGGGCAAACAACGAGCUCUAGAAGUCACAGGGGACAUCGACGAGUUGCUAGAAUGGUUCAGAGAGGUGGAUGGGCAGCUGAGAGAUGCCGAAAAACCAUCCGCCGAGCCGGAUUUGAUCAGGAUACAGCUCAAAGAACACAAAGCUCUCAACGACGACAUCUCAAGCCAGAAGGGAAGAGUCAGAGACGUUCUCUCUACCGCCAAGAAAGUCCUCAGGGAAUCUCCGCCUAGCGAGGACACCUCCAUCAUCAGAGAAAAGAUGGACGACUUGCGAGAGACCAUGGACACGGUAUCUGGCCUGAGCUCUGACAGGUUGGGCGUGCUAGAACAAGCCCUUCCGCUAGCAGAACACUUCCACGACACGCACAACGUUUUGGUCGCUUGGUUGGCAGACAUGGAGGAUCAAGUCCACAUGCUCACAAUGCCCGCACUGAGACCAGAUCUUAUCGCGCAGCAGCAGGACAGGAACGAGAUGUUCCUACAAGCCAUCAACGAGCACAAGCCUCUAGUCGACAAGCUGAACAAGACCGGCGAAGCUCUGAUUCAUCUCUGCAACGAAGAUGAUGGCGGUAAGGUGCAAGAGCUCUUGGACAGCGACAAUGCGAGGUACGGGGAACUGAAGCAGGCGCUGCGCGAGCGCCAGCAAGCCUUAGAGCAAGCCUUGCAAGAGAGCUCCAAGUUCUCUGACAAACUAGAAGGCAUGCUGCGUGCGCUAUCCAACACCGCGGAUCAAGUCAACCACCAAGAACCCAUUUCGGCGCACAUCCCGAAAAUCAAAGACCAGAUCGAGGACAACGACAACCUAGCCGGCGAUCUGGACAAGCGCAAGGAAGCCUACGCGGCUGUCCGCCGCGCUGCCGACGACGUCAUCAACAAAGCCGGCAACCGCGCCGACCCAGCCAUUAAAGACAUCAAGCACAAGCUCGACAAGCUCAAAAACCUGUGGGAUGACGUGCAGAAAGCGACGCACGACCGCGGCAAGUCCUUGGAGGAGGCCCUGGAAGCUGCCAAGAAGUUCUGGAAGGAGCUGCACGCCAUCAUGGUCACUCUGAAGGACAUCGAGGACUCGCUGGCUAGUCAGGAAGCGCCCGCUGUGGAACCGAAGGCCAUCCAGGAGCAGCAGGUGGCGCUGCAAGAGAUCAGGCAGGAGAUCGACCAGACCAAGCCGGAUGUGGAGAAGGUGAGAAGUUCCGGAGAGAAGCUGAUGAAGCUGUGCGGUGAGCCGGACAAGCCGGAGGUGAAGAAGCACAUAGAAGAUUUGGAUAACGCCUGGGACAACAUCACCGCUCUGUAUGCCAAGCGAGAGGAGAAUCUUAUCGAUGCCAUGGAGAAGGCGAUGGAAUUCCACGAAACUUUGCAGAAUCUGCUCGAGUUUUUGACCAAGGCUGAAAAGAAGUUCGGCAAACUUGGACCGCUUGGGACUGACAUCGAUGCUGUCAAGAAACAGAUUGACCAACUGAAAACGUUCAAGGCCGAAGUUGAUCCUCACAUGGUCAAAGUUGAAGCUUUGAAUAGGCAAGCCCAAGAACUGACCGAACGUACCUCUUCCGACCAAGCGUCCGCCAUCAAGGAGCCCUUGACGUCUGUCAACAAGCGCUGGGACGACCUGUUGCGCGGCAUAGUCGAAAGACAGCGCCAACUCGAGAACGCCCUCUUGCGACUCGGCCAGUUCCAACACGCUCUGAACGAGUUGUUGGUGUGGAUCGGCAAGACCGACGCCACGUUGGACGAGUUGAAACCGGUCGCCGGGGAUCCGCAGAUCCUCGAGAUCGAGCUGGCCAAGCUGAAGGUGCUGGUGAAUGAUAUCCAGGCGCACCAGACCAGCGUGGAUACGUUGAAUGAUGCCGGCCGGCAGAUCAUCGAGAGCGGAAAAACCGAUGAAGCGAGCGCAACCCUAGAAAAACUGAACACCCUGAACACGGAAUGGCGCGCUCUCAUGCAGAAAGCAGCAGACAGACAACGAGAGCUAGAAGACGCUCUCAACGACGCUCAAAGAUUCAACGCCGAGAUCCAAGACCUCUUAGCCUGGCUGGGAGACGUCGACAGCAUAUUGACAGCCAGCAAACCCGUCGGAGGCCUACCGGAAACCGCCUCCGAACAAUUGGAGCGUUUCAUGGAAAUCUACAACGAAAUCGAAGACAACAAACCCAAAGUGGAAACGGUGCUCGCCCAGGGACAGGAGUACCUGAAGAAAGCCGCCACCCCCGCUUCUAACCUGCAACACAACCUGCGCACCUUGAAGCAGCGCUGGGACCACGUGACGGCCAGAGCCAACGACAAAAAGAUCAAGCUGGAGAUCGCGUUGAAAGAAGCCACCGAAUUCCACGAAUCCCUGCAAGCUUUCGUCGAUUGGCUCACCAACGCCGAAAAAAUUCUCUCUAAUUUGCAACCGGUGUCACGUGUGCUGGACACUAUUCGCGACCAGAUAGAGGAGCACAAGAUCUUCCAGAAGGACGUCAGUGCACACAGAGAAAUCAUGCUGGCGCUGGACAAGAAGGGGACUCACUUGAAGUACUUCAGCCAGAAGCAGGACGUCAUUUUGAUCAAGAAUCUGCUCAUCAGCGUGCAACACCGAUGGGAGAGAGUCGCCUCCAAGUCUGCAGAGCGCACUAGGGCUUUGGACUUGGGCUACAAGGAAGCCAAAGAGUUCCAUGAUGCUUGGUCGAGCCUCAUGAAUUGGCUGGACGAUACUGAGCACUCUCUAGAUGAAUUUCUAGCGGAAACCAUCGGAAAUGAUCCGGACAAGAUCAAGAGUCGGCUAGCCAAGCACCAGGAGUUCCAGAAAGCUUUGUCCGGCAAGCAGGGCAGCUACGACGGCGUCAUGAAAUCAGGGAAACAAUUGAAGGAUAAGGCCCCCAAAACGGACGAGCCCACCAUCAAGCACAUGCUCACGGAGCUGAAGAGCAAAUGGAACUCGGUGUGCCACAAGAGCGUGGAGAGACAAAGGAAACUGGAAGAAGCGCUGCUCUAUUCGGGCCAGUUCAAGGACGCCAUGGCCGCCUUGGUGCAAUGGCUGCGCAAGGCCGAAAAAGACUUGGCACUGGACAGCCCCUUGCACGGAGAUCUGGACACUGUCAACCACCUGGUGGAUGUGCACAGGCAGUUCGAGAAGGAGCUUGAAAAGCGCAACGAUCAAAUGGAGUCUGUGAUGAGAAACGGUCAAGAGCUGGAGAGAUCUGCUAACAGAACGGACGCCAUACAGAUCAGAGCGGAGUUGAACGAACUGACCGAGCUGUGGGAGACCGUCACAGGUCUGACCAAGGCCAAAUCCGACCGAUUGAGGGACGCUCUGAAAGACGCCGAACGUCUGCACAGAUCCGUCAAUAUGAUCCUGGAUUGGUUGGCCGAAGCUGAGAGCAAGCUGCGCUUCGCGGGUAACGCGCCCGAAGACGAAGCCGCAGCCUACGAGCAGCUGCGAGCCUUGGACAGCUUCAGAGCGCAGCUGGGCGAGAAGGAGCUGGAAAAGGACCAGACUUUGGAACUAGCGCACAACAUCCUGGCCAAGGCCCACAUGGACUCGAUCAACGUGAUCAAGAACUGGAUCAAGAUCAUCCAGUCUAGAUGGGAGGAGGUAUCUCAGUGGGCGCUGCAGCGACACCAGAAGCUGUCGCAGCACGUGCAAUCGCUGCGGGACAUGGACGAGUCGCUGGAAGAGCUGAUCCAGUGGCUGCUGGGGUUGGAGAACACCCUGGUGGAUCUGAAGAGGGAGGAGUUGCCCAUGGAGGUACCUGCGACCGAAAGGCUCAUUGCUGAUCACAAGGAGCUGAUGGAGAACACGCAGAAGAGGCAAGGGGAGGUGGACAGGGUGUGCAAGGCUAAGCAGGUGAAGGCCGUGCAAGGGGUCAAGGAUUCGAAGAAGUUCGUCAAAGGGAAGGGGCAGAUCCGUGUCAGCCCAGGACGAGAAUACAGUCCGGAUCCGCAAUUACCCCACAUCGGACCCAGAUUCCCACCAUCCGGAAGCGAACCGGAGUUCCGAACGCCACGCGUCAAGUUCCUCUACGACAAGUGGCGCCACGUGUGGAUGCUCUCUUGGGAGCGGCAACGCGAACUUCACGACCAUCUCGCCUACUUGAAGGAGAAGGAGAAGGCCGACAACUUCUCGUGGGACGACUGGCGCAAACGCUUCCUCAAGUUCAUGAACUACAAGAAGUCCAGGUUGACCGACCUGUUCCGCAAGAUGGACAAGGACAACAACGAGCUGAUACCCAGGGACGAUUUCAUCGAGGGAAUCAUCAAGACCAAAUUCGACACUUCGCGGUUGGAGAUGAAACACGUUGCCGACAUGUUCGACGAGCACAAUCGUGGCUUGAUCGACUGGAAGAAGUUCAUCGCGGCUUUGAGGCCCGACUGGGAGGAGAAGGCGCCCGACAACGAUGCGCAGAAGAUCCACGACGAGGUGAAGCGGCUGGUGAUGCUGUGCACGUGCCGGCAGAAGUUCAGGGUGUUCCAGGUUGGCGAGGGCAAGUACAGGUUUGGAGAAAGUCAAAAACUCCGACUUGUUCGUAUCCUUCGCAGUACUGUUAUGGUACGUGUCGGCGGAGGCUGGGUAGCUCUAGACGAGUUCCUAGUCAAAAAUGACCCCUGCAGAGCCAAGGGACGCACGAACAUCGAGCUGCGCGAGCAGUUCAUCCUGGCCGACGGCGUCUCGCAAACGAUGACGGCGUUCAGACCGCGCACGGCCGCCUCCAGUCCCGCCUCCGGGUCUUCGGCGUCUUCGCUGCGCGCCGCUACGCCGGGGCCAAUUUACAAGGUACCUGUUGUCGCGUUCUCGCACCGAAAAGCACGCCCCCCCCACGAACACCUAGCCGAGCUGAUGCCGAUUUUCGACGAAAUAAGGGCGCGAGGCGAUUGCGGCAAUGCGUACCCUUUGCACGUCGGUUCCACUGCCGGUCCUACCCUGCACAUGGCCCACGUCAAUCCCAACACCUGCUAUUGGGUCCGCGAACGCACCCAGCGCUCCGUCCCGAUGUCGGCCGGCCAAUCGCGAACGUCCAAGGCGGCCGGCACGCCCGACUCGCUGUCGGACAACGAGAGCUCCGGCCCGCGCACGCCCAGGAAGCCGACGUACAGGUCGACGCUGACGCCGGGCGGGUCGCGGGGCAACUCGCGGCCCGCUUCGAGGACGGGCAGUCGGCCGGGCAGCAAGCCGCCCUCGCGGCACGGAUCGAACUUGUCGUUGGAUAGCACAGUAUGUCAAGCGCCUUUCCAUCGAGAGUGCGCUCGGCUGGAGCCCACGACACUAAAAGGCGAUGUCUCCGCGACCUGGACAUGUCCAAAGUGCACCAACUCUUCACCGCUGAAUACGACCAAUUUUAAUGCGCUAAUGGCACAAUUAGCCACUGUCUCGAACGGAAUCAGCUCAUGCAAUGAUAAAAUAGAAGAGCUCAACAAAACUAUAAUGAUACAAGCCUCUUCCAUAGCAACCUGCGUAUCGGAUAUAUCAAAUCUGCGCGAGGAAAAUGCCAUUCUGAAAGACAAAAUUAGUACUCUCGAGCAUAAACUAGAUAACAAAGCCAUCAAUGUCUCAAUUGACGAGUUUCACGUUGAAACGAGUGAGCGAUUGAGGCGCGAGAAAAAUGUGAUUAUCUUAGAUGAUGCUACCCCUUCGAGGAUACCGAGGCGGACGCCCCUGUCCGGAAGGACUGCCACCACAGCCUCCUCUACCAGAAAACCGAUCAACGGGUCUGGUUCUAGACCGCGCACGCCCACUGGGCUGAUUUCUCCUGCUAGUCCUGCCACAAGGACCAGAACACCAUCUGGCUCAAACACUCCCGUCCACCCUGAUCAGCCGACGGCCGUCUCCAAAUUGCUGAGACGUCCCUCAGGGGCCUCAGAAACGCCGACAGGUCAGGCCCGCAAGAAACACUCGUCGCUGUCCGACCGGGAGCCCUUCAGGCUGUAAUAACCCUACUUAUUCCGAAUACCUAAAACGACUGACACCAACCACUAUGUUAUAUGUAUAGCUUGUGCAUAUAAGAGAGAUAGAGCGAGGAAAUUUGUUCAUAUUUUUGUAUAAAUGUAUUUAUUGGGUCCUUUUAGGAUUUUCAAGUCGAACCACGCAUGCGUGUUGUUGAGUCAAUGAAAAAAAGGAGAAACUUUCAUUGUGACUGGAGCCCACUUCGUUUUUUCAACUUGUAAAUUAGUUGCCAUAUAACAAAAUCGAAAUCGAUAUUUUUUUAUUUAUUGUGAUUGGAUGUGUUUUUUUUUCUUCCGAUUUGAUUGUUCAUUUACAGAAUGUAUCUGUAUUUCGUGGCAAGAGGGACCAUUAUUUUUAUUUCAUUAUUUAGGUUUUACUAAUUCGUCUAACGUGCUUUACAAGAAAUAUUAUACCUACUGUUACGAUGUUAUUACCAUUUUUUAAUGCAUCUAUUUGCUAGGCUUUUUGGUACUUCUAGCAUAAUGAAAUGAGUGUGAUUACCAUUGUUGGAGGUCUGCUUUUCGUAAUCGCCAGUAUGGAAAGUAGACUGAAAAUAACUUAUUUAUGUAUUGCUUUUGUAUUAUUUAACUAUUAUAAUUAUUGUUAUUGAAUAAAAACUAAAUUUGAUUAAUAACAAUU